AUGGAUCCCACAGGGCCGCCCAGAAAGACAGUUUGGCAGAAGGCGCUACUCUUCCUUCUGCUCCAGCUGGCGAUUGCUGCCAUCCUCUUCACCUACGUCCGGACCGGGUCGAAGGCGGGCGCCUCCUUCUCCGUUUUCCCCAUGCUGGUGUCACGCAGCCUGUCCGGCAACCGGUCUGUGCCGUACCUGGGCUCCUCCGGGCUCACCAUCCUCCUGUGGACCUGGCCGUACGGCAUCCACGUCGGCAUCGAGAACUGCACCGAGGUCCUGGGCGUCCCGGACUGCCACUUCACCGCCGACCGCAGCUGGUACCAGAAGGCCGACGCGGUGCUGGUCCACCAUCACGACGUCUACCUGAACGCGGCCAAGCUCCCUCAGCAGCCCCGGCCGGCCGGCCAGCGCUGGAUCUGGUACAGCCCGGAGCCCCCCAGCAAGCACCCCGUCCCCACCUUCAUGGACAACCUCUUCAACCUCACCAUGUCCUACCGGAGGGACUCGGACAUCUACGCCCCGUACGGGUGGCUGGAACUCCUCGACCAGCCUCAGGAGUUCACCAUCCCGGCCAAGUCCAAGCUCCUGGCCUGGGCCGUCAGCAACUGGAAGCCCAGCUACGUCCAGCCCCGGAUCAAGUACUACGAGGAGCUGAAGAAGCACAUCCAGGUGGACGUCUACGGGCGCGGCCACGUGGCCCUGCCGGGGAACAGGCUGCUGCCCACACUGUCCCAGUAUAAGUUCUACCUCGCCUUCGAGAACUCGCAGCACGACGACUACAUCUCCGAGAAGGUCUGGCGGAACGCGUUCAUGGCCGGGACGGUGCCCGUGGUCAUGGGGCCGUCCCGGAAGAACUACGAGCGCUGCUUGCCCCCGGGCUCGUUCAUCCACAUUGACGACUUCCCGAGUCCCCGAGAACUGGCCGACUUCCUGCGCGAAGUGGACGGGAACGCCACGCGCUACGCCGGCUAUUUUCAGUGGCGCUCCUGGCUGAAGCCGGUCCACUACAAGUCGUGGGGCUACCAAUUCUGCAAAGCGUGCCGGGGCUUGCAGCGGCUGCCGUCCAUGUACCAGGCCUUGCCGGAGCUGAGCAAGUGGUUCAAGUGA
Molecule: messenger RNA, 1098 nt
Organism: Elgaria multicarinata webbii
Lineage: Eukaryota; Metazoa; Chordata; Lepidosauria; Squamata; Anguidae
Product: 3-galactosyl-N-acetylglucosaminide 4-alpha-L-fucosyltransferase FUT3-like
Exons: 1
Coding region: 1-1098 (365 amino acids)
Cellular component (GO): membrane
Molecular function (GO): alpha-(1->3)-fucosyltransferase activity
Source: RefSeq, a predicted model, not a curated record